Molecule: messenger RNA, 273 nt
Organism: Clonostachys byssicola
Lineage: Eukaryota; Fungi; Ascomycota; Sordariomycetes; Hypocreales; Bionectriaceae
Source: the annotation of a GenBank genome assembly
AUGGCGACAAACUUCUCCAUCGAGGCCAUGCUCACCGCGGCCGGCCAGGGCGUCGAACACGCUGUGCUUAUGAUGAAUCACCACAUCAUCACUGUACAGGACCCUAAGCCCUGGCGGAACGGGGGGUUGAUGAUGGGGAGCACGAUCACCGGCUCCAUGCUCAGGCAAACAUGGGCCACCAAGCUGACUGGCCGUGCACUGUACAAGCGACGACUUAUCGUCACGGUCAUCAAUUACAAGCCGGCCUGGCUAGAGGCUUUGAGGGAACAAUAA